UGGUCGAUUGGUCAGGUCUGAGCGAGGUUCCCAGAGGGCUGCGCAUUGUCGGCUCGUCGGCGCUGUCAUGGCGGGUGUGCUGAAGAAGACUACUGGCCUUGUGGGAUUAGCUGUAUGUGAGACUCCACACGAGAGGCUAAGAAUAUUGUAUACAAAGAUUCUUGAUGUUCUUGAGCAAAUCCCUAAAAAUGCAGCGUAUAGAAAGUAUACAGAACAGAUUACAAAUGAGAAGCUGGCUAUGGUUAAAGCGGAACCAGAUGUUAAAAAAUUAGAAGACCAACUUCAGGGUGGCCAAAUAGAAGAGGUGAUUCUUCAGGCUGAAAGUGAACUAAGUCUGGCAAGAAAAAUGAUGCAGUGGAAACCAUGGGAGCCAUUAGUGGAAGAGCCUCCCGCCAAUCAGUGGAAAUGGCCAAUAUAAUCAUCACUAAAUGACUUUAGCGGGUCGAUGGGAUAUUGAUACAAUUAAAUGUUGUGUUAUAUUUAAAAUGUGUCUAAAUUAUUGAGAUUAUCAAGAAACUGAUACAGAACAUAUUUAAGAGACUUGUUAAAAAUAGUGAUUAUGGGUAAUAAGGUCUCAUGAAUCAGUUUUUGAUUUGUGAAGUCACACAGAUUAUUUCAAAGAUGAUAUUUUUUUGAACAGAGAAGUUGUGGGAAGACUUGAAAAUUACUUAGAAAAAUUCCUAUAGAUCUUCAGUGCAGAUCUAUAGAUUGCACUGUCAUUUAAUUUCUUUUACUAUCCUGAAAAAGAGAAAAGGCACUUAAUUAUUAUUGUCCAAACAAGUUUAUAGGUCACUGUUUGAAGUAAAGUAGUAAGAGUGAGUAUUUUCAAAUGUGAUAAAAUAGCAAAAGUAGCUGGUGCUAAUAUUUGAAAUUAUGGUUAACCUCCUUGGCUGUGAUCUUAUGUAUAUAAAGUAAAAUUUAAAUAUAUAAUUAUAUACUGAUUACUGAAUCCAUAAUAAAUAUCAUUUUAAUUUAGGCUUUAUUUGAAUUACUUAUUCCAUUUACUUGGUUUUAUAUAGUCUUAAUUUUAUCAGUUGUUACCCUAUUUUUGAAAAUUAUCAAAUUUAUCGUACAGUUGAAGAAAUUGGUACUGGAAAGAAAGAUUUCUUAUUGUACAGAGGUAGUUGGAAAAGCUUUUCCUUUUGUCUCAUUUAAGGAAGUUAGCUUUCUAGCCUUUAGUAUUUAAUUUUCUUGAUCAACCCAACUAUAUCAGGGUAGAGGUAGAAUUUCUGUGAAAGAAGAGACAUUAAGAGUUCCUGAAGUUUAUCUGGCACAUGUCUAGGCUUAUAUUCAAAACGUCUUAGUUAUAUAAGUUCAAAGUGGAAUCACUGAGUAGUUUUAACAAAGCUUCUGAGCAUAGGUGGGUAUCAAAACAAGCAAAUACUACUCAAGGAAAAAACUUGACUGAGCUUAAAGUUAAACAAAGUUACUGUUCAUGUGUUCUCACAUUUUCUUACUAGCACCCCAACAUUUCUAAAUACCCAGUUAAAUUUAAGUUUGUAUCACUUUCCUUCAUAGAUAGUACUUUUGUGGGUAUGCAUGCAUGCACUGGUGCCUAUGCAUAUAUGUGUAUAUUUUGUUAUCUUUUGUGGCAAUCCAAAAUCUUAAAGAAUGAGAGAGAAAACUGCAUUUUUCCUUUUUUCCAGUAUAUUUCUCCCCUUAGAGAGCUGUGACAUUAAUGCCAAAUAAAUAUUCAGUAAGGUGGAUUGAGUUACUUAGUAGAGGUUAGAGUGCAAAAAAGCUCUUUCUGGUGGGGAAGUGGGAAAAGUGCUGGAAAGUCAGAAGUUCAGGGAUUCUCGUUCCCAUGGUUCUAGUGUCAUCACAACUCAGUAACUAAAUUGAGGCAAGUUGUCAAGCUCUCAGAAUUACCUAUUUCCAACUAUGUAAAAGAAGUAGAAUUUAUGAUUUAUAACAAAACUUUUAGCUCUAAACAUAUACUUAAAUAUAUAAUACACUAUUGAGGCCCAGAUAUCUGAUCCUAAAAUAUGUUUGCAUGGGUGCUUUCAAGCUAAUUUCCUAACCAACUAUUUAUUUAUGUCCUUUGGACGCAUAAAAACAGAUGACUUGGUGUGCCUUUGUUAUACUUUCAGUCCCAAUUCUCCCAUGAUCCUUGGGCAUUUUUUAUAUUUCACCAACAGUGUUCCUGAAGCCUUGGGAUUAAAAGGGGAUCUUACUGGUGUUUGCAUUAGAAAUGCAAGUUGUAGAGUAGUUGUCUUGUAUAAAUAAUAUAAUAAUAAUGGUUAAUGUUUGUUGAGACUUAAUGUGAAUACUAGGCACUGUUGUAAAUACUUGACUAAUUUCACUCAUUAAAUCUGCACUGCAACCCUAAGAGUGAGAUACUGCAAGUUAUCUUCAUUUUUCAGAUAAGGAAACCAGAUCCAGUGUGAAAAUUUUCCCCUGCAGUUGUGCAACAUGAUACUCUGGAGGAACUAAAGCAAAGGGAUGGUUUAAUAACAUUCAAGGUCACAUAACUAGUAAGAUGUGGAGCUACAUUUUGGACAUAGGCAGUCUGGCUCUAGAGCUCAUGCUCCUACUAUAUUAUUCUUUAUGAAUAUACCUGGGAAGCUAUCACUCCUGCCUGAACUGUAUGGGCUGUACCAAAUGAACCUAGAUCCUACUUUCUUGACUUUUUCUGUUGAAAUACCUGUAAAGAACAGAUAUGAGGAGAAGUAGUAAACUAAAUUUCAAUUUGCAAAGAUCUUCAUAUUGCCCACAGGCAGAUACUGUUAAUGGGGUAGGUGUCUAAAAAGUAUUGCAAUUUGGUCCAUCGUAGUUUCUGCCAUUCCAACUGUCUACAUAGUCUUAUACCUGAUUGGUUUUUACUCCUUUCAUCUUUUUCCAGUUUCCUAUAAAUUUCCAGAUUGAGCAUCCUGAUCACUUUGGAAAUGAUUUGCUAUUAAAAGAUGUUCAGUGUUUUGAGUGCCUUCUAGACCAAUUUGAGUAGUUUUCAGAAUGGCCCAUUUCAUUUCUCCCCACAGAUUUCAUUCAAGUUAAUCACCAUACUCCGGAUACUUCAAAACAAAGGGAAGCUAAUCAAUGCUAACAAAGAAGAAAAUGGCAGCAAAGUUGAUGUCCCCUUUCUCCCACGCCUACACUUAGUGCAGAAGAUUCCAAUAUCUGGACAUUCUUUCCUUUGGGAUGAAAAUGCGUAUACUGAGGAUAAUCAUAUAAUUUAUCAUUCAACCUGGAAUGAUUCUGAGGAUAAGAGAAAGUAUUAUUAUAAUAACUUCAUAAGGAUAAUGUAUGUCCUGGGCAAACGGGACAUAUGGCACCCUAUUGCAGUAAGGCUCAGGUCUCAGGGUUGCCAGGAGGAACAAAGUAGUCUGUCAUCUGAGUAGAAUGAAAGUGAUACCAACAGUAACGGUCAUCAUGUGCAGUUGGGCCUCAGGUUUCAUUGCAUCCCUUCACUCUGCAACAUUCUCCACUCGCCCUGCCUUUCGCUCAGAACUAGAUGGAAGAAAGGGAGUUUAGCUUUCAUUGUAUAUUUUUCUAAUCCUAAAGUGCUGUCAGAGGAGUGAAGCUAAUUAAGCCAACAACAGUAAUUAUGAAUAUAUCUCUUUUCAAAGGGAGAAAAUCAACUAUGUAUACAUAGGAAAAUUCCCACAUAUAGGCUAAUAUCAGCUUUUUCUUUCUCCUCCCAGCUGCCAUGGUUAUAUAAACAAGUUAACACCUGCACAAGUGUGUUCAGGAGUAUUGAGUUAAAUACCAAAUUGCUGAACAUGUCAUGAGUAUUUUGCAUUUGCUGAGUGCUGUCUUUCCAUUACAAUUCAGUAUUCAAUGAGAUUGUAGCCUAUGCUACAAUAAUAGUUUAGUAAUGCUAAUUUUUUGAGAAAAAAGUAAAUGAGAAGAUGUGCCACAGAUAAGUUGAGCUUGCCAUGCAUUGCUAAUUUCAAAGUGAUGUUUAGGUUUAUAUUAGCAGCUAAUUUUUUAGGGUAUGCCUAAAUGUAAUUUAUGAUAUUAAUAGAUUAGUUCCUAUAUGUGACUGGAAAUAAAAAGCAUUGCAAAGA
This is a messenger RNA of Lemur catta (Ring-tailed lemur), 4007 nucleotides long. RefSeq names its product NADH:ubiquinone oxidoreductase subunit A5 (gene NDUFA5). The coding region runs from base 68 to 418 and encodes 116 amino acids. The record is from RefSeq and is a predicted model, not a curated record. The transcript has 5 exons. Gene Ontology annotation, biological process: respiratory electron transport chain. NCBI's taxonomy places the organism in Eukaryota, Metazoa, Chordata, Mammalia, Primates, Lemuridae.